CAGUCUCGACCCACUGUGAUGAUCUUUUGUCAAGUUCCUCGAGUCCCAUCACACAAUUGCUAGAAGGGUGUGCGAGUCCCUGUUCCGUCCAAGCGCGACGGGAAGCGGCAUGCUUGCCACAUUUGCCGCAUUUCUGCAAGGCAACGGGUGUGGGCAUGUCCCGGCAUUGUGGGAGCCGUUUGCAAGAUUCUGCAGGUCGAAUCAGAACUUCGGGAACCUGCCUCGAGCUCUCCGGAGGCUGUGCUUCAUUAUCACGCGUCGCGGCGCGGCUGAGAUGGCGCAAACGGAGAGCCAGCCGGAUGAGCCAGCCGGGUUGUGUAACUGACCUCCGGAGAGACACACGGGACAGAGCUUUCUGUCCUGGUAAUUUUGGGGCAUCGUCCUUCUCAUACAAUUCCUCGUAUCUCCAUUCGAGGGCUCGUCCACGAGUUUCCUCCUUUGUCAAAGCCGACCAGGGAAACAGCCCCAGCAUGCGAGGAAACCACAUUUUUGGACCUUGCCGCCUUCGUCAUCGCCGUUUUCGCCGAGGCAUCCGCAGUAUCAGUCUUGUGAACCCCUUGAACAUUCGUCCCUCUUUCUUCACACAUCCCCAUACCCCGCGAGCCAACAUCCGCUCCAGAAUCUCGACACACGCCCGACUCAUCCCGCGGUCGAGCACCAUGGACAUGGACGGAAACGUCGCUGCCCAUCCGGCGAGCUCGCCGGUCUCGCCCACCACGCGACCGCCUCCCCGCGGACAGAAGCGCCGUGAGCCGUCCGACGGGGCCGGUCCCGAGGGCACCGCACAGGUUUCUCCUGUCCGUCCGAUCAAGAAGGAGAAGAAGGACAAGAAGGAUAAAGAGAUGGGGAAGAAAGAAAAGAAGGAACAGAAGAAGAAGAAGAUGCUGAGGAAGCAGAAGAAGCGGGAGCAGAGGAUCAAGAGACAGCUAGAGAACGAGAGGGCCAUCGCCCGGGUUAUGGUCCUCCUUCACAUGCCCGAGAGCGCCCUCGAGGCUGAAGAGGAGAAGGAUGAAAGCGGCGCAUCCGACGAUGGUUGGGUUCCGGUCAGUCUUUUUUCACUCCAUCCGCCCUUCACAUUCCGCUCUCUCUUAUCCGCCUUGAGCCUCAUUUCGCACGUCGAGCCCUUGUCAUUCAUGAGCCUCAUCUCUCAUCUCGAGCACUUUCCACAUUCCACUUUCUAUCGUCUCGCUCGAACCUCGUCUUCCACCUCAGGCUUCAUCAUGCACUUCAAUUCUCAGCUUCAACAUUGAGCUCCUGUCGUCCAUGCCGAGGCCCAUCAGUGACAUCAAGUCUUUUGUCUCACAUCAAGCUUCACCUUCCACAUUGAGUCUCAUCUUCUGCCUCGAGUCUCAUCAUGCACAUCAGCCUUGUGUUCCACACCAUCCCUCAUCUUUCCCACGGGGUCUCUCCUUCCACUGCCACGCCGGCUUGCAUCCUUCUCUUCCAAUCGCACACACCCUCUCGUCCUU
Chaetomium fimeti is the source of this 1469-nucleotide messenger RNA. RefSeq lists its product as uncharacterized. NCBI's taxonomy places the organism in Eukaryota, Fungi, Ascomycota, Sordariomycetes, Sordariales, Chaetomiaceae. Bases 156 to 1250 code for a protein of 364 amino acids. The transcript is spliced from 2 exons. The record is from RefSeq and is a predicted model, not a curated record.